Messenger RNA from Syzygium oleosum, 1927 nucleotides. RefSeq lists its product as uncharacterized. Bases 831 to 1799 code for a protein of 322 amino acids. The record is from RefSeq and is a predicted model, not a curated record. The transcript has a single exon. NCBI's taxonomy places the organism in Eukaryota, Viridiplantae, Streptophyta, Magnoliopsida, Myrtales, Myrtaceae.
GGACGCCCGCGUGGGUGAUGCAAUCACCACCGAUUAUUUUAAAGGCAAAUCCCAUUCAAUUCCGAAGAUUUUCUCCCAAGAACUCCCUCUCUUCUCUCUUCUCUCUCCUUCUCCGUGGCUUUAAUGAUGCACGAACUUUAGCGAACCCCAUGUGAUUGCGAGCUGAUCUUUUUUCCUCCAACUGUAGAUUUCCACCACUCUUCUCCCCCCUCACGCAUCUUCAUACAGCCCACCUUCCACACACAUCCCUCCAUCGUCCCAUCCUAUAUAAACAGGCAAUUCUCCUUUCGCCUCUCUCGUUUUUUUCCGGCAAAAUUUGAGGUCCGUCCGUGCGUUCUUGUCUGGUUUUGAGCUCGGAGGGGGGCUGUAGUGAUGCUUCGUCUCCAUCUCGACCCGUCUCUGGCUUGAAGCGGUUGAGAAUUUGGGCUGGUGGGUAAGUGUUUUUUUGUCCUGCAGCAGCCCUGUUUCUCCACUCUGAAGCUUGCAAGAUAACCCCCGAGUUUGGAUCUUGUGAGCCGUGAGCGAGAAGUUGCCGAGCUCUGGCUUAUUCCGGGAGGUUGCUUCGCGCUUUGUGGCUUUUCCGAGAGUAGAUAGCAAGUGGGGUCUUUCCUGUUUUCUCUUUUGGGGAAGUCUCGACUCCGUGGUUGAAUUCUGGGGGCAAGUUUCGGAGUUGAUUGUUUGCUUCUGCUCUGCGUUUCUGCUCAAAGCGAAGUUUUUACCGUUUGGGUGUUCUCAGUACUCGCUAGGAAGGUCAUAAUUGGAGUUGACAAGUUUGAAUUAUCUGAGCAAACUUUUCAGUUGGUUGGGAAUGUGAAAUUGGAGUGAGAAAGAUGGCAACUUUCAAUCAUCUGGGGCUUGCGCUGAGCAUAAUCUUCGGUUGCCUCUUCUUGGCUUUUGUAGCGGAAGUGUACUAUGUGCUGUGGUGGAAGAGAAGAAGAAUAGCCUCGAGUAGUAUUGCAGACGUCCCAGAAGAAGAAGACUACACCAAAUACGCAAAAGAAUUGCUCCAACUCAUCUGCUGGAAAAGGCCCUCUUCGUUUCAGCACUCCGCCAACGCCAAAAACAGCAGCGCAAAUCCAGCCAAUGGGAAAGAUUUAGGUGCGAAUGGGCACGAAAUGUCAGACCUAGAAGUUGGAAACAGCAAGGACUUGCUGUCGAAGAGCCUUGGGGAUCAAGAGAGUGUGGACUCGGAGCUCAUGAGGCUCCACAACCUCCAUGGCCCGCCGAGGUUCCUCUUCACAAUCAAGGAAGAGACUAGGGAGGACUUGGAGUCUGAGGAUGGGAGGUCAAGGGGUGAUAAGAGCAGGAAAGGCUCAAGGACCACGAGCUUGAGUGACAUAAUCUUGGCCCUCGACCAGACCCAGUUCCUCACUCCUCUGGCCUCACCUCCAAUCAAGUCAUCAUCGGCCCUCAACCCCCUUGAGAGUUACAGCAGCAAUGGGUUCAACAACCCCCUGUUCGAGUCCUCGGCAGAGACCGAGUGGGCUCGGCCUCCGGAGUCGCCGCCGCCGAAGUUCAAGUUCCUCAGGGAUGCAGAGGAGAAACUGUGCAGGAGGCUCAGAGAGGAGGCUGCUAGAAGAGCAGGGGGUCAAGAAUGUGGCUUUGCAAAGCCCUGCGGUGGUGAUGGAGACAACAAAGAAGGGCCUCUUGUGAGGAUCAUCGUGGGCAAGAAUGGAGAGAAAAGGGAGGUUCUUUGGAAUGCGAUGCCGCAUUUUCCUUCAAGCACUUCCCAGGUACUCCCGCUGGCAUCUUCUCCAACAGCAAUCAGACCCCUAGACAAGAACUCCAUUGUUCAUUGAUCUCCAUGAACUCUGCCUUAAUGGGCCCUUGUUCAUUCUUUCUUUUUGAAAUUUUUUUUUUUCUUGGGAUGUGAUUGCUUAUCGUGUCGAUUCUAUUUUAAUCCAAAAGGGCACUUGAUUCCAUCCGA